Molecule: messenger RNA, 2222 nt
Organism: Chara braunii
Lineage: Eukaryota; Viridiplantae; Streptophyta; Charophyceae; Charales; Characeae
Source: the annotation of a GenBank genome assembly
GGGUUUCAUUAAACCCAGCAACUCCCCGUGGGGUGCACCCGUCCUCUUUGCUCGCAAAAUGGAUGGAACUCUCCGUCUUUGCAUUGACUAUCGCAGUCUCAACCGCUACACGGUUAAGAACAACUACCCCAUGCCUCGUUCCGACGAGCUGUUCGACCGCCUAGCAGGCAACCGCUUCUUUAUGAAGAUUGAUCUUCGUAGCGGUUACCAUCAGAUCCGCGUCGCUACAGCCGACCAGCCGAAGACAGUGUUCCGAUCGCGCUUCGGCCACUACGAGUUCACGGUGAUGCCAUUCGGUCUUACCAACGCACCCACUACCUUUCAGAGGGCGAUGAACGACAUCUUCAGGGACAUCCUGGAGCGGUACGUUCUCGUCUACCUCGAUGAUAUCCUGGUCUACAGUCGUACCCUUGAGGAGCACCUCAGACACCUCCACCACGUCCUUGACCGCUUGCGCAGACAUGGCUUCUACAUCAAGCUGAGCAAGUGCCGCUUUGCCCAGCACAAAGUGGAUUUCUUAGGACACUACGUGUCUAACCAGGGUCUCCACAUGGACGACGCGAAGAUCACUGCUAUUGCGGAGUGGCCCGCUUCCACAUCCGCCAAGCAGCUUCGCAGCUUCCUAGGCCUGACCAGCUACUAUAACUUUGCUGUAGGAGCGGUGCUUUCUCAAAUCUUCCCCUCCUCUCCUGAUUUCUCUCAUCCUCGUAUCCCUCACUUCCCACCACCUACCCCUACCACUGCUUCCCGACUGACGCCUACUCGUCCAGCUACUGACGAGCCUUCUAUUGACUAUUCUCCUAUCAUCACCGAGGACGGCACUGUUGAGUCUCGCUUAGGUGAUUGUCUGAUAGCCUUCUACUCCCGUCAACUCCUACUCGCCGAGAUAAACUACACUACUGAUGAAUGUGAGGUUCUCACAGUAGUUUAUGUUGCUCGGCACUGGCGUCACUACCUGCGCGGGGCACCUUUCACGGUGCGCACAGACAACUCUUUUGUCCACGCUUUUCUGACAAAGUCGAAGCUCACUCCUCGACAGGCUCACUGGUGGCGCGACCUAUCCGAGUUUAGUUUCACCACUGAGCACAUCAAGGAUGAGACUAAUUGGGUCGCAGAUGCCUUAUUCCGGUGCCCUGACCACGACCAGGAGCACAUCCAGCUCUCUUCCAUCUCGGUCACCACCGUCCACCACUCGGUGAUCGACGAGUUUCGCACUCAGUACCGCCACUGCCCCGACUAUYGYGRCAUCCACGCGACCCUUCGGAGUGGCAARACCGUCCCGAAYUACUCUCUCGGGGACAACGGUCUUGUGUACUGGCACGGUUCACAGGGCACCAGAGAGCCCCGUAUUUGCGUUCCGUCCACUGGACAGCUACGUGUCCGAGCAGUAGCAGAGUUCCAUGACCAGGCGCCCGCCAGUCAUAUGGGCUUCCACAAGACGUUGGCUCGUGUGAGCCGCGUGUACGUCUGGCCGAAGCGCAAGGACUUUGUGAAGGACUACGUUGCAGAGUGUCCCACCUGUCAGGAGGUGAACAGUGCGAACCACCUGCCUUAUGGUUUGCUCCAGCCUCUUCCUAUCCCUGAGGGUCGUUGGCAAUCCAUCUCGAUGGACUUUAUCGGUCCUCUUCGUCCACCGACCCCACGCGGUCAUGAUGCGAUCCCUGUCAUCGUCGACCGCUUCACGAAGCGUGCACGCUUAGUUCCGUGCCGCUAUGCCAUCAGUGCACGUGAGGUCGUCGACAUCGUGUUUGACCGAGUCGUGCGUGACCACGACUUACCUCCGAGCAUCAUAUAUGACCGUGACCCUCGCUUUACCAGGCGAUUCAGGGGACGGCUCCAUGAGGUGUAUGACACUCAGCUCCACUUCUCCUCGUCUUACCAUCCUCAGACUGAUGGUCAGACCGAGAUCACGAACAGGACUCUCGGAGAUAUUCUCCGAAAGAUUGUUCGUGACGACCAGCAGUGGGAUCUCCAUCUUGCCCAUGCGGAGAUAGCCUACAACCACGUCGUCUCGCCAGCCAUGUUCUCUUUUCCACCAUUCCGUAUGUUCUUUCUUAACCUCGAGGAGUCUCCUCUCUUAUCAUAGUCAUCAUCAUCAUCAUCAUCAUCAUCAUCUUCAUCUUCAUCUUCGCUUUCAACCUUCUUCUUCCCUUUUUCAUGAGCGACAUGGUUAGCAGGAAUGUAAUUGGCCAUAACUCAUUGAAUAAAAUUUUCUGCACUCA